AGAAAAAUAAUCAUAAAAUAUUGAUUUCAAAAUCUUGUUGGCGGUUAUAUAUGAAUAAUGUGUACCUUGUUUUACUUUCCUUCAUUUUAUUUAACUCAAACUAUGUGAUUUUAAUUUCUUUCUUAGUGCGCAUGAAUUAAUCUAAUUAACAGGCCAAACGGGUGUUUAAGGCGCAUGCGCGGCUCGCAGGUGUGAACCAGGUGAGUCUGAUUGCAGUUGCUGAAAACGAGCGGAGAACAAGCGGCGUCCGGAUCCUGUCAGCGCAGAGAAACAGAGUCGAACCUACUCCCGGAACAUGGCGCCGCUGGGUUUGAAGCUGAUCCUCAUCGGCUUCAUGUGUCUCAGAGUUGAAGGAAGCUGCAGCGUGGAGAACUGCAGCGACCCCCGGACCUGCGUCCUAUCCGCGGACCGGAGGAGUUGCCGCUGCGCCGCGGGACUCUACGGCUCGAACUGCGGACACAGCGCGCAGCUGAAGGUCCUGUGCGGCAGAGACUUCAUGAGCAUCCGGGCCGCCGAGGAUUUCUUCUCCUACCUGAAGGUCCCGCUGGAGUCGCUGCACCUGCCGAACCGGUCGUGCCGGGCCCAGAGGGAGGUGAUCGCCGGGACGCCGUUCUUCAUGUUCCGGACCUCCAGGGAGAAAUACCUGGCCUGCGGAGGGAAACCGCUGCAGAAGAACUCGACCCACCUCCUGUACUCCCUCACGGUCCAAUCAGAACCUCAGGUCAGCGGCAACGUUAUCAGAGACCCGGCCAUUAAAAUGGACUUCACCUGCGUCUACCCGAACCUGCGCAGGGUCAGCCUGCCGUUCCCGGUCCAGCCCAUCUCCAGCCAGAUGGUGAUGCAGGUGGAGGAGACGGACGCCACCAUCCGGAUGUUGCUGUUCGCCGACAGCAGCUUCAGCCGGGCCUUCAGCGGCACGCCGACCAUAGAGCUGCGGGACCCGGUGCAUGUGGAGGUCUCUGUGGCCGAGCCUGCGGACUUCUUCCUCCUCCGGGUCGACGACUGCUGGGCCAGCCGGUCCCCGCAGCCCAACGCCACCGGACUGCUUCACAGCCUCGUCCAGAACGGCUGCGUGGCCGACCCCACCGUGACCUUCCUCCCGCUGGCUGAGGACCGGGCCGGGCCCAACGGCCGAAGCUCCGGGGUCCGGUUCCGCUUCCAGAUGUUCCGCUUCACCGCUGGACCCGCCGAGUUCUACCUGCACUGCAGCGUGCAGCUGUGCGAGCCGGACGACCAGCCGUCCUGCCUGCCGAGCUGUGGCGCCAUCAGGAAGCGGGAAGCCGUCAGGCCGCUUCCCAGCCGCGGUCUGCUGUCCUACGGACCGAUCCGGGUCAAGGUUCCGGACCAGCCCGUGUCCAAUGUUCUGUCGGCGGCGGUUCUUCCUGUGGCCGCAGUCUGGACGCUGGGCUUCUUCCUCACCCUCCUCAUCAUCGUGGCCAAGGCCGGCAGGAGACGGGUCCCCGAACCCGACGGCCCCUGACGGCAGGAAGCUCCAAUAAACCCUCUUUCAUCACUUCCUGUUUUCCUCCUGUUCACAGCAGCUUUUUAUAAAACUCAAAAUACUUUCAA
This is a messenger RNA of Xiphophorus couchianus (Monterrey platyfish), 1569 nucleotides long. RefSeq names its product zona pellucida glycoprotein d (gene zpd). The coding region runs from base 296 to 1480 and encodes 394 amino acids. Lineage: Eukaryota; Metazoa; Chordata; Actinopteri; Cyprinodontiformes; Poeciliidae. The transcript has 10 exons. The record is from RefSeq and is a predicted model, not a curated record.